Molecule: messenger RNA, 2137 nt
Organism: Sciurus carolinensis (gray squirrel)
Lineage: Eukaryota; Metazoa; Chordata; Mammalia; Rodentia; Sciuridae
Gene: Ephx2
Product: epoxide hydrolase 2
Exons: 19
Coding region: 107-1774 (555 amino acids)
Biological process (GO): cholesterol homeostasis; phospholipid dephosphorylation
Cellular component (GO): peroxisome
Molecular function (GO): lipid phosphatase activity; magnesium ion binding
Source: RefSeq, a predicted model, not a curated record
CCCCGGGCCAGGCUGGGCUGGAGCUGGGAGGUCGGGUGUUGGGUGACCCCAGUCCUGUGUCCAGGCCUUAGCGCUUUGUCUCUGCGAGGUUACAGCCCAGGCCGCCAUGGCGUUGCGUGCGGUCGUGUUCGGCUUUGAUGGAGUGCUGGCUCUGCCCUCGGCCACGGGCGCCCUCAGCCGCGCCGAGGAGGCCCUGGCGCUGCCCAGAGGCUUCCUGAAUGAACCUUUCCUGAAGGAAGGCCAGGAUGGCCCCACUGCCCACCUCAUGAGAGGACAGAUCACGUUUUCCCAGUGGGUGCCACUCAUGGAUGAAAACUACAGGAAACGCUCGGAAGCCUCUGGAAUCUGCCUCCCCGAGAAUUUUUCUAUAAACCAAAUCUUUUGCAAGGCGAUAUCAGCAAGAAACAUCAACCGCCCCAUGCUUCAGGCAGCUCUGGAUCUCAGAAAGAAGGGGCUUGCAACCUGCAUCCUCACCAACAACUGGCUGGAUGACAGCCCCUCGAGGGACAGCCUGGCCAAGCUCAUGUGUGAGCUGAACCCACACUUUGACUUCCUGCUGGAGUCGUGUCAGAUUGGAAUGGUCAAGCCUGAGCCUCAGAUCUACAAGUUUGUACUGGACACCCUGAAGGCCAAGCCCAGCGAGGUGGUUUGCCUGGAUGACAUGGAGAGUAAUCUGAAGCCGGCCCGUGACUUGGGAAUGGUCACCAUCCUCGUCCAUGACACCAACACAGCCCUGAGAGAACUGGAGAGAGUAACCGGGAUGCAGCUGCUCCACCCUGUGGCCCCCCAGCCGAUCCCCUGCAACCCAAGUGAUGUGAGCCAUGGGUACGUGACAGUAAAGCCUGGGGUUCGUCUGCAUUUUGUGGAGCUGGGCUCUGGCCCUGUCGUGUGCUUCUGCCAUGGGUUUCCUGAGAGCUGGUUCUCUUGGAGGUAUCAGAUCCCUGCUGUGGCCCAGGCUGGUUACCGGGUUCUAGCUCUGGACAUGAAGGGCUACGGGGACUCGUCCUCCCCUCCCGAAAUAGAAGAAUAUUCCAUGGAAGUGUUAUGUAAGGAAAUGGUCACCUUCCUGGAUAAGCUGGGCAUCCCGCAAGCAGUGUUCGUCGGCCACGACUGGGCGGGCGUGCUGGUGUGGAACAUGGCUCUCUUCUACCCCGACAGAGUGAGGGCCGUGGCCAGUUUGAACACUCCCUUCAUACCAGCAAAUCCCAAGGUGUCCCCCAUGGAGAGCAUCAAAGCCAACCCCGUUUUUGAUUACCAACUCUACUUCCAGGAACCAGGAGUGGCUGAGGCUGAACUGGAACAAAACCUGAGCCGGACUUUCAAAAGCUUCUUCAGAGCCAGUGAUGAGGGUUUUCUGGCUGUGCACAAGGUUCGUGAAAUGGGAGGACUCCUGGUGAACACCCCUGAAGAUCCCAGCCUCAGCAAGAUGGUCACGGAGGAGGAAAUUCAGUUCUAUGUGCAGCAGUUCAAGAAGUCUGGCUUCAGAGGUCCCCUCAACUGGUACCGAAACAUGGAAAGGAACUGGCAGUGGGGCUGCAGAGCCUUGGGACGGAAGAUCCUGAUCCCAGCCCUGAUGGUAACAGCAGAGAAGGAUGUCGUGCUAACCCCUCAGAUGACCAAGCACAUGGAAGAAUGGAUUCCCCAGCUGAAACGAGGACACAUUAAGGAUUGUGGGCACUGGACACAGAUGGAGAAGCCCACUGAGUUGAACCAGAUCCUCAUUAAGUGGCUGCAGACUGACGUCAGGGACCCACCGGUGGUUUCGAAGAUUUAACCUGUGGCCAUACCCAGCAGCACUACAUCCUUCAUCUGCAGGGAAACCCUGUCCUCACAUGCAUCUAUCAAGACCAGUGGCUUUGUUCCAAGGAAUUCGCCCCAAAGUGAUCUUUACAUGAAGUUAAUCAAAUAUGCUGUAAUUUUAAAUCCAGGAAAAAUAACACGUAAUUGAUUCUCUGAGUACAGUUGCCUCCUCCAUCCAUCUCCAAAGAUGGUUAGUGCCCUGAAGGUACAAAAUGCAGCACCCAGGUGAUGAUUUCAGUUUGAACAAUUUAUAGUUUUGCAGCCAAAUCUGUCGUUCAUUUUGAAGCAUUUCAGCAGAGAUUGGGAUCCUUUACUCAAUAAAGCCACGAUGACUUUG